AUGGCUGUGCAAAAAUCUACCCUAAUACUACUUGUGGUCUUCACUAUCGCCGCUUCGGGUCCCACUGCCAACCCAGGGCUGCCGCACAUCGAGGACUGUUUCUCUUCCAACAUGGAGACAUUAACGUGUCGCUGGAGCAGUGGGAACCUGCACAACCUGUCUGAAGCAGGGGCCCUGAGGCUCUACUACCUCAACAAGCCCGUGGUAGUAGACUGGCUGGAGUGCCCCGAGUACAGCUCCAAGCGGCCUGGCGAGUGCUUCUUCAGUAAACAGCACACCACGAUCUGGAACAGCUAUACAGUCCAGCUGCGCUCCAGAGACCAGCGCGUGUACGACGAGAGUGUGUUCACUGUGUUUGAGAGAGUGCGCCCAGACCCCCCGUUCAACCUGAGCUGGCUGCUUCUGAACAGCAGUGUGACGGACCAGUUCUUUGACUGCCUGGUGAGCUGGAGCCCCCCGGAGUCUGCAGACGUGCGCUCUGGAUGGAUGAGGCUUCAGUAUGAGCUCCAGUACCGUGAGGCCAGCUCCAGUGUGUGGAAGCCUAGUGGCCUUCUGGACGCAACCCACAGCUCUGUGUUCGGCCUCCACAUGGACGUCCAGUAUGAGCUCCGAAUCCGCUGCAGAAUGUUUGGAAACACAGAGUUUGGGGACUUCAGUGACUCUCUCUACAUCUACAACCCCUCAAAAGGGUUUAGGUUUUCAGCAGCUGCUCUACUGGUGUUUGGAGCCCUGUGCCUGGUGGCCAUUCUCAUUCUCAUCAUGAUUUCUAAGCAGGAAAAGUUGAUGGUCUUGCUGUUGCCUCCCAUUCCAGGCCCCAAGAUUCGAGGGAUCGACCCAGAGCUGCUCAAGAAUGGGAAGCUGCGCGACCUGUCCUCCAUCCUGGGUACCGGCUCUGGGGUGACUUCCCAGCUCUAUGGUGCAGACCCCUGGGUGGAGUUCAUUGAGCCGGACCUGGAGACUGCAGACCACCUGACCCGCUGCCUGCUGCCAGGUUCACCGCGCCUUCAAAACAACCUCCACCUUGCGGGUACAGCCCGGCACCUCUCCACUCCCGCCCCCCACCCCCCCCCACACACCCCCACGGCCCUGCCACCCAUCUCUCCGAUCGGGCCACAUCCCACCCCACCCACGUCCUUCGGGGCCGAGCACCCCCCAGCCACCCUCCCCAGCUCCCUCCCCCCCCCCGGGGGCGAACCCCUCUCCCCGACUCCCCCCACCACCGUCGUUCCCCCAACCCGCACUCUCCACCCCGACGGCACCCAGGCACCCACCACGCCCCUCAAACGCUCGCGCAAACUAAACGGCAGCCUAGCCACGUCCCCUCAAUCAAGCCACUACCCCGAACCCAACAUAGACACGCGGCCGCACUCCGCCGGCCACUUCCCCUGCACUCACGCCCUACCUUCCACCUCACGCACCCACCGCCGUCCCACUCAGUCUCCCAACUAUCCGCCGCUCCUCUCUGAAAAUCCGACCCCCAACAAUCGGCCUCUCGCGACCUUCCACCUCAAUCUGACCGAGAGCAUAACUCCGCCGACCUCUUCCCCCCUCCCACUCAUAUCGUUCCACCCGCCCAAUCAAUCCGGCCCAACCCACCCCCGAUCCAGCCAACCCCCCGACCCCUCCAAGCCACCCCUCCACCCCGCCACCAACGCACGAGACCCACCCCGCCCCCCCCCUCAUGGCCACUCCCCCCCAGACCCCACCCCAGCCCUCUCCAUCCCAACCCCAACCCCCCCGGACCCCCCCCCCCUCCCACAUUCUCACCCAUGGCAGAAGACGCACUCCUCUCAUCGCUACCCUCCCGACCCCCCGAAUCCCCCCCGCCCAACCCCGACCCCCCCGGCCAGUCGAAUUCUCUUCCUCACACCAUUCUCCGUCUCCGGGCGGCCAACGAGCCACCAGUCACACCUACCCCCACCACUUCUGCAUCAUCUCACCCCCACCCGCCCCCACCCUGCUCAUAACGCCCUCCCCCAGCCCCCCUCCAACCGCCCCCGCCCACCUUCCCCGGCCAGUCGCACCCUCGCUCCGCUCCGUCGCCUCCCACAGCCGCCCCGCACCCCAUAUACACCCUCGAACUACAGCGGGACUCCACACGCCCCAAGCAGCUCCCCGACACGACCCAACCCGACCCCAGGAGCCUCACACACCUCGCUCGACACAUCACCGCCCGCACCCCCUGACUCCCCGCCUCAACCACCCCCAACCCGCCGGCCCCCCCCCACCCGCAAACACUCCCACGGCCUCACACCACACGCCCCGUCUCCACGCACCCCCGCCUCACCUUCCCCUCCCACCUGCCGCAUAUCCCCACGCCCCCGACCGCCAACCCAGGCCACCCCGGCGGCCCCCCGCCCAUCCAACAGGAUCAACGACACUUCCCCGGGCCCCGCACCCCAUGUCAGCCCACAACCACCCUACCGGACCCCACGACCCACUCGCGCCCUCCCGACAGCCUCCCCAACCUCUCCAUCCACACCCCAACUUUCACGCUCCCGAAACCCCACCACCACCAAUCCCCCGACCCCCCCCACGCUCCCCGUCCCCCCACCCACCACCCCCACCCACCCUCUUCUCCAGCCCCACCCCCCCCCACCCCCCCGCGCAUCUCCCCUUCUCCCCUCCCCCCCCCCCCCCACCACCCCCCACGCAAGACCCCGCACGGCAUCCCCUAGGCUCCCCGCCACUCGCCCGCCCCGCUCCCCCACCACGGCACAGCCCCCCCGGCCACUCCGACCCGCACACCCACCCCCUCCCCCGCCCCCCCCCCGGGCACACGGAAACCUCUACACACCCCAAACACUUCCACCCCGACACAGGCUCCCCCGCCCCAACACGUCACCCCCUCCGGCCCCCCAUCGCGCCCCACCAUCCCUAUACCGGCCACCGCCAUCUCCCCCACACCCCCUCCCCCACCCGCCCCCCCCCACGCCGUACCCCACAACAUCUUAG
Molecule: messenger RNA, 2955 nt
Organism: Knipowitschia caucasica
Lineage: Eukaryota; Metazoa; Chordata; Actinopteri; Gobiiformes; Gobiidae
Source: the annotation of a GenBank genome assembly